Messenger RNA from Quercus lobata, 1669 nucleotides. RefSeq names its product B3 domain-containing transcription factor VRN1-like. Bases 1 to 1395 code for a protein of 464 amino acids. Gene Ontology annotation, molecular function: DNA binding. The record is from RefSeq and is a predicted model, not a curated record. The transcript is spliced from 7 exons. NCBI's taxonomy places the organism in Eukaryota, Viridiplantae, Streptophyta, Magnoliopsida, Fagales, Fagaceae.
AUGGUGAGGCCUCGCAGACAGAGACAGAGACAGAGACAGAGAGAGCCCUCUUUCUCGGAAGACAACCCUGAGUUCUUCAAAGUUUUCCUCCCAAAUACUUGCUCUCAUGAAAUAUCUAUACCUCAAGCUUUUAUCAAGCACUUCAACGGAACUAUACCAAAGAGGGCCAUUCUUAAAGAUCAGACUGGAAAGUCUUGGCAUGUGGGACUGGAACAAACUAACAGGCGCGUGUGUUUUAAGAAUGGAUGGCAAUGUUUUGCAAGUGAUCAUUCUCUGGAAUUUGGGGAUUUCCUAAUUUUUAAAUUCAGUAGAAGUUCUUUGUUUGAAGUUAAGAUAUUCAGUAAAACUGGAUGCAAGAAGGAAGAAGCUGCACCUAUUGGUAAGUCUAUUCCAUUUGUGAAUUUGGAAGAAGAUUCUGAAACAGGGCUGACUUGUAGCAGACCCACCCGUAUUGGCAAGCGAAAGCGUUCAGAAGUUGGCCUCAAGAAAAUUGAAGCAGGCGGUUCAACUGAAGCUAGUCGGCAUAAAUUGAAAAGAACUGCUGGAACAAAUCUUACAAAGGCUCCACACUUUGAUAGAAUGUACUAUGCUAAGGUUGCUCAGGAGACGCAAAACUUGACAGCUAAUGGAGGAUCUAGAGCUCUUGAGACUGCUAGUGCUUUUAAAUCAGGAAAUCCUUUUUUCAUGGUUAUCAUACAACCAUCAUAUGUUUUUGGCAGAUGUAAUUUGCAUAUACCACACACAUUUGCCAAGAAAUAUCUUGAAGAGAAGUGUCUUGAUGUUUUCCUUCGGGUUCCUGAAGGGAUUACUUGGCCUGUUAAGUACAUUUUCAGGAAAGUUGGUAGACAUCUAAUAGCCGAACUCACUAGUGGUUGGAGAGCAUUCUCACGAGACAAUAAAUUGGAAGUAUGUGAUGUUUGCAUCUUUGAGUUUAUUAAAGGAAUUGAUGUUUCAUUUAUAGUUAACAUCUUCCGAGUGGCUGAAGAUGCAAAUUGCUGCCUGUCUCCAGGCAAGCCGAAACAGUUGAUACGUGAAGAUUGCACAUCUUCACGUGCUUCUUUAGCCCUUGAAGCUGCCAGGAAUUUCAUCUCGGAGAAUCCUUUCAUUAAGGUCCUUAUAACCUCAGCUCGUCUGAAGUGUGCACAUAUGAAUUUGCCUAGUGGCUUUAUCAAGAAGUGUAAAAAAGGAACUACACGCACUGUGAUGCUCCAAGUUGCAAAUCAAUCGUGGCCCGUGAAGUUGCUAGUUUAUCCACGGGCAUCAUAUAAGCUCUCUGCUGGUUGGUCUGCAUUUAUGAAGGAGAAUACUUUGAAAGAAGGAGAUGUUUGCAUCUUUGAGCUGAUUAAGAGGGAUGACGUAGUGUUAAAAGUCAACAUUUUUAGAGGUCUCAAUUAAGAGAUUGUUAACAUUUCAUUUUAAUGUAUCAAUUAGGGAGCUUGUUUAUUUUGUUACUAAUAUGUUUAGGCUUUCUUUUCUAUUUCAAAUGUCAAAUUGCAAUCUUCACGAAGGGAAUCACUGCAUCGAUCUUUUGCUCAGGGAAGGAAACACUUCUAGAGAUCCUUUUGGAUUUCAUUCUUAUCCUCCUUCCUACAUUUUGUAUCAGCUUUUAGCUGCUUGGGGUAACCCUGCAAUUUGUAAUCGUUAGUUUCUUUAAUAAAGUUCAUCUUCC